CGGGGGACCUGAGAAUGGGCAUGUUGGCUUACACUGAAAUGCUGCUACACGGAGAUCACUCCUGGAGAAUCAGCACAAGCUCCCCUGCAGAGCCGUGAAAUAACAAAGAUAUACCGGAAGAAGUGCCAUACAAGACACAUUCCAUGGCGAUUGAUAAGAACAGAGAUUUUCAUCUUUCUCUGAAAUAUCAUGAAGAAAAAGUGGCGCAGGAGUUGAAGCAGCGCUUGGGGAAGAAAAGAGACGCUUGCAUCAUGCUCCAUCAGAACCUCAAGUGCCUCCUCACCAGAGGUGUCACUUAUAGACACCACGAACAGUUGCCUCAGUGGCCCCAGCUCAUGGAUCGCCUUGCAUGCAGGCUCAGGCGAGAAAACUGUGAAUAUGAAGAGAAAAGAGAGGAAAACUCAUUGGGAUCGUUGGCCUCAAGGAAGAAUAGAGAUGCCACCCUGAAGGUCAGUGGAAAUCAAAAGAACCUCCUGUCCCGGGACACUGAAACACCCAAGAGACAGGGCCAUGGAGAAUCACAGGCGAAGGAGUACAAGCCAGCAGAGCGCCUCCUACAUGACCUCCUGUCAGGACAUAAUGAAUACCAGCCAGAAGACCAAAUAAUGCAUGAUGUAUGUUCCAUAGCGAAUGAGGAGGGCAGUAGGAAUUUACAACCUGCUCUUCAUAGUCAGGGGCAAGCCCUGGCCCUGAAAUUAAAGCAUCGAUUUCAAAGAAGUAGAGAUGAAUGCAUCUUUGGACGUCAGCGUCUCAAGUGCCUUCUUGCCAUACCAGUCCCCGACACACAGCGGGAGCAACUAGCCCAGUGGUGCCAGUGGGCUGCCCACCUUGCCUGCAGGCUCGAUAAGGCUCGGCCUCACCAAGAUACUCAGCACCUGUGAGGCUGCACCACUCAGGCCAAGGGAAACCGUGAACUUGAAGAAAUUUGUGAAGAAUUUGGAAAAUAUUUAUGAUGCCAGGAAGCCAUGAUCUCUGGAUUUUACCAUUUCAUUCACCCACCCAGUCCCAUG
Molecule: messenger RNA, 1010 nt
Organism: Cavia porcellus (domestic guinea pig)
Lineage: Eukaryota; Metazoa; Chordata; Mammalia; Rodentia; Caviidae
Exons: 8
Coding region: 144-881 (245 amino acids)
Source: RefSeq, a predicted model, not a curated record